Racocetra persica is the source of this 313-nucleotide messenger RNA. The record is from the annotation of a GenBank genome assembly. Lineage: Eukaryota; Fungi; Glomeromycota; Glomeromycetes; Diversisporales; Gigasporaceae.
UCUGCCGCAGUUAACACUAAUGAAGAUUUCGUAAUUCAUUCUGUAAAACCGAUUGAAAAUAAAACAUGGGAAAAUUGGAAUGGAAAAAUUCAUAUUUCGCCAAAUGCCAUUUUUGAACCGUCUACGCUUGAAGACCUUAUAGAAAUUGUAAAACUAGCAAAGACAAAUAAUAAAACUAUUCGAUGCGCUGCCCAAGGGCAUACAGAAAGUUCCUUAUCUGUCACAAAAAAUUAUCUAGUAGUGGUUACAAAUUUAAAUCAGAUCACUGUUCAAAAACAUCCAAAAUAUGGUUGGACUGUUACUGCCGAAGCAG